UCAUCAAGCUGAAGUGCCAAGCCCUUUCUGUCUGAGUACUGAGAGCCUGUCCUCCAUGUUUUAUAAGUAUUGACAUAACACUGUGUUAACAAUGCAUCCACAGAGCUUAGCUGAGGAGGAAAUAAAAGCAGAGCAGGAGGUGGUGGAAGGGAUGGAUAUCUCUACUCGAUCCAAAGAUCCUGGCUCUGCUGAACGCACAGCACAAAAAAGGAAGUUUCCCAGCCCUCCACAUUCCUCCAAUGGCCACUCCCCACAGGAUGCAUCAACAAGCCCUAUAAAAAAGAAAAAGAAACCUGGUCUAUUGAACAUUAAUAACAAAGAGCAGUCAGAACUAAGACAUGGUCCGUUUUACUAUAUGAAGCAGCCACUCACCACAGACCCUGUUGAUGUUGUACCACAGGAUGGACGGAAUGAUUUCUAUUGCUGGGUUUGUCAUCGGGAAGGCCAAGUCCUCUGCUGUGAACUCUGUCCUCGGGUUUAUCAUGCUAAGUGUCUGAAACUGACAGCGGAACCAGAGGGGGAUUGGUUUUGCCCAGAAUGUGAGAAAAUCACUGUAGCAGAAUGCAUAGAAACACAGAGUAAAGCUAUGACAAUGCUCACCAUUGAACAGCUAUCAUAUUUACUGAAGUUUGCACUACAGAAAAUGAAACAGCCAGGGACAGAGCCAUUUCAAAAGCCAGUUUCACUGGAUCAGCACCCAGAUUAUGCAGAAUAUAUCUUUCAUCCAAUGGACCUUUGUACGUUAGAAAAGAAUGUUAAAAAGAAAAUGUACGGUUGCACUGAAGCAUUUUUGGCUGAUGCCAAAUGGAUUUUGCACAACUGCAUUAUUUACAAUGGGGGAAAUCACAAAUUGACACAAACAGCAAAAGUCAUCAUCAAAAUCUGUGAGCAUGAGAUGAAUGAAAUUGAAGUAUGUCCGGAAUGUUAUUUAGCUGCUUGCCAAAAACGAGAGAAUUGGUUUUGUGAGCCUUGUAGCAAUCCUCACCCUUUGGUCUGGGCUAAACUCAAAGGCUUUCCAUUCUGGCCUGCUAAAGCACUGAGGGAUAAAGAUGGGCAAGUUGACGCCCGUUUCUUUGGCCAACAUGACAGGGCCUGGGUUCCAAUAAAUAAUUGCUACCUCAUGUCUAAAGAAAUUCCUUUUUCUGUGAAAAAGACUAAAAGCAUCUUCAACAGUGCAAUGCAAGAGAUGGAGGUUUAUGUUGAUAACAUUCGUAGAAAGUUUGGGGUAUUUAACUACGCACCUUUCCGGACACCAUAUACUCCCAACAAUCAAUACCAAAUGUUAUUAGACCCUGCAAACCCAACUGCUGGAACUGCAAAGACAGACAAACAAGAGAAAAUCAAACUGAACUUUGAUAUGACAGCAUCACCCAAGAUUCUAAUGAGCAAGCCUAUGCUGAGCAGUAGUACCGGUCGUAGGAUUUCACUGACGGAUAUGCCACGGUCACCAAUGAGUACAAACUCAUCAGUGCACACUGGAUCUGAUGUUGAACAGGAUGCGGAGAAAAAAGCAACUUCCAGUCAUUUUAGCGCGAGUGAAGAAUCCAUGGACUUUAUUGACAAAAAUACAGCUUCUCCAGCUCCAACAAGAACGGGUCAAGCAGGGAGCUUGUCAGGCAGCCCCAAACCUUUCUCUCCUCAAGCUUCAACACCAAUUUCUGCUAAGCAAGAAAGAACUUCCACUCCAGGAAGCAUUCUGAAUCUUAAUCUUGAUCGUAGUAAAGCUGAAAUGGAUCUGAAAGAGUUGAGUGAGUCAGUCCAACAACAGUCCACCCCUGUGCCACUCAUUUCACCAAAACGGCAGAUACGUAGUAGGUUCCAGCUUAAUCUUGACAAGACAAUAGAGAGUUGUAAAGCGCAACUUGGAAUAAAUGAAAUAUCUGAAGCUGUUUAUACUGCAGUAGAACACAGUGACUCUGAAGAUUCAGAAAAAUCUGACACCAGUGACAGUGAAUAUAGUGAUGAGGAUCAGAAAUCAAAGAAUGAUCAAGAAGAUGGAGAGGACAAGGAAGGUGCAAGAAGUGACAAAGAAUCAUUGACAUUGAAAAAAAAACCUAAGCCCCUAUCUCAGAAUGAAGACAAGGAAGAACUUAAAUGCACAAGUCCAGAAGUGGAGAAAACAGAUGAUUCAGUUAAAGAAAAGACAAUUACAGAUGCUGAAAAAGAAUUUUCUGAAAAGGGAAAAAGUUUGCAACAUCCUGCAAAAGAAAAACUGAAAGGUAAAGACGAAACAGACUCUCCAACUGUGCAUCUAGGGCUGGACUCUGAUUCUGAGAGUGAACUUGUCAUCGAUCUAGGAGAUGAUCAUUGCGGGCGUGAAGGACGGAAAGCCAAGAAAGAGCCUAAAGAGCUGCCUUCUAAACAAGAUGUCGUAGGUAAAACUCCACCUUCUUCUAGUGCAAGCACUCAGCCUCCACCAGAAACUCCAGUACUUACCCGCUCUGCAGCCCAGACUCCGCCAGCUGGCAUAACAGCGACUACUAGUGCUACUUCUACUGUCAGUGCUCCAUCUGCAGCCACUGGAAGCCCUGUGAAAAAGCAGAGGCCUCUACUACCUAAGGAAACUGCGCCUGCUGUGCAGCGAGUAGUGUGGAAUUCCUCAAAUAAAUUUCAGACAUCUUCUCAGAAAUGGCACAUGCAGAAGGUGCAGAGACAGCAGCAACAGCAGCAGAGCCAGCAGUCUCAGUCACAGCAACCUCAGUCCUCUCAAGGGACAAGAUAUCAGACAAGACAAGCAGUUAAAGCUGUGCAACAAAAAGAGAUCACCCAGAGCACUUCUACAUCAACUAUAACCUUGGUUACAAGUAGUCAGCCUAUUUCUAUGGUUACCAGUUCUGGAUCUGCAAGUACACUUUCUUCUUCAGUUAAUACAGACUUGCCAAUAGCAACAGCUUCAGCUGAUGUGGCUGCAGAUAUUGCUAAAUAUACUAGCAAAAUGAUGGAUGCCAUCAAAGGAACAAUGACUGAAAUAUAUAAUGAUCUUUCUAAAAAUACCACUGGAAGUACAAUAGCUGAGAUUCGUCGUUUGAGGAUUGAGAUAGAAAAACUUCAAUGGUUACAUCAACAAGAACUCUCGGAAAUGAAGCACAAUCUAGAACUAACAAUGGCUGAAAUGCGUCAGAGUCUAGAACAGGAACGAGAUCGUUUGAUUGCUGAGGUGAAAAAGCAGCUGGAAUUGGAAAAGCAGCAAGCAGUGGAUGAAACUAAAAAGAAGCAGUGGUGUGCCAACUGCAAGAAAGAGGCCAUUUUUUAUUGCUGUUGGAAUACCAGCUACUGUGAUUAUCCCUGCCAACAAGCUCACUGGCCUGAGCAUAUGAAAUCCUGCACACAGUCAGCUACUGCAACACAGCAAGAAACAGAUACUGAAAUUAGCACAGAAACCUUAAAUAAAUCAUCCCAGCCCAGUUCGAGUGUGCAGCCUGCACCCACAGAAACAGCCAGCGUCCCUAAGGAAAAGGAAGGUUCAACCGAUAAAAGCAAAGAGAGUGUUACAAUAGCAACAGGUGUGACAAGCAACCAGCCUAUAAAACUGGUCCAGGUACCGCAGACCACCACCUAUAUUCCAACUACUCAACCCACAAUUACCAUUCCUGUAGUGGUAAGUCCUUCUGCUGGGACAGUGGCAAUGAGAACUGGAGUUCAGUAUGUUCAGACCACAAUGCCAGUCCAAGUACGAAGAGCCUAACUGCUAACAAGAAGUCCGUACAAUUGUUGGAAUAAAUAAAUCUGUCUAAUAGAAAUGUGAAAAAUAAACACAGUUCUUUGGAUUAACCUCAAAGGUUCAGACUUUAGCUUUGUAUAUGUGUACAAAGCAUUUACUACACUACAUUAAUGUAAAGCAUUAGUGCUGGCUUAAAAAAGCAGAGGACAGGUAAGAUCCAUGUUAAAUCUAUGCUUCUUCUGUAAAUAAUGUACAAUUUGUGGAUGUCAUUAAAGUUAGAGUACCAUCUCCUUUUUAUAUUUGUAUUGACUUUAACUUAUAAAGAGUGUUUGAAGUUGGUAAAGGAAGGUUUAAAACAGCCUUAUCACAUGCUAACACUGAAAACUGGUCUUGGGAAAUUGCAGUUGUACAUCAAAUCACUUGAUGUUUGGUAAUCAGGAGAAUGAACAACAUGAUUUGCAUUUGGAUUGAGAACAAUUUCUGCACUUUGAAACUCUUAAAAUUUCUUUUUGUGCAACCAAAUGAUGAAGUGUAUCUGUUCAGUUAAUUGUCUUAGGCAAAUUAUGACAUUUCCAAUCUGUGGACCUGCAAGACAUAAAGAGGAGUAUUUACCUUGUUUUUUUUACAAUGACCAGACUGUUAAAAUUUAUAUUGUUUACAGGAAACAAAUUAAAUUUAAUUCAGCCUAAUAUCAGAAAAGUUGGAAAGAGUAACACCAGCUGGUUGAUAGCAUGAUUUCUGAUCAGUGAUAUCAAAGACAAGAAAAGUAGAGCUUUUUCGUAUGCUUCACAGUUCAGUUUUCUUUUUUAAAAAAAUCAUCUAAAAAGGACUUUGAAAUGUUUUUCAAAUGGAACAAGAACUAGAUGUGGAGAAAAAUAUAGAUCAGGAAACAUGGGUAAAGGACUUUUGAUGCUGGGCCAGAGCAUGUAUUAUUUAUAUGAUGGAAUUUAUGUUUUUAUGUAAGCAUGAAACAGUACAGUAUGAGAGAAAGUAACCCAUAAAAAUGCUGUCUGUUACACUUAUACUGUAGUACCAUUUUGUAUGUUGUGUAAAACGAAAGCAUUGAACAAAGCAAAGGUGAUGUAUGUAUAUGAGAAAAUUAAUUGUAUGAUAUCAUUCCAGUACAUUUUGUUGUACAUUUUAGUCGUGUUGAUUUCUCCCAUUGUUUAUAAAAGAAUGCGGUUUGUACAGUCUCCAGCUAGUACCCAUAUUAGAGGGAAAAAAGUAUUAGAAAAAGAAAGCGAGAACAGAAUAUUCGUGAAUUGCAGUUGUGUCAAAAAUAGCCUAGCUGGCCUUAUUUGUGAAGCAUAAUUGCUUUUAGCAUAUGGAAGUAUUUUUUCACAUUUUCUUUGUAUAAAAUUUGUAUUAAACUUAAAUAUCUUUUUCGAUGAUUGUGUUUCUUUGUGACUGAUACAGGUGACACACACAAUAUGCUUUGGAUUUCUCCAGUUUUUCAAGAAA
This is a messenger RNA of Rhea pennata, 5122 nucleotides long. RefSeq names its product zinc finger MYND-type containing 8 (gene ZMYND8). Lineage: Eukaryota; Metazoa; Chordata; Aves; Rheiformes; Rheidae. Gene Ontology annotation, cellular component: cytoplasm; nucleus. The record is from RefSeq and is a predicted model, not a curated record. Gene Ontology annotation, molecular function: transcription corepressor activity; protein binding. Gene Ontology annotation, biological process: regulation of DNA-templated transcription. The transcript has 22 exons. The coding region runs from base 92 to 3685 and encodes 1197 amino acids.